AUGAUCAAGCCAACCACGGUUCAUGGAGGUGGAAGCCCUGAGCAUGAUAGGCCUCAGCCCGAGGAAGCAGGGGGCCUUCGCUCAGCAUCACGUUUCCAAGGCCCGUCCGUGCGGUCAUGGCAUCUGCUUCAUCCCUCGUUGGCUGAACACUGUUUUGCCGAGCGGCUGGACCGUGGGUAUCACCCACGCGCCAUUCGUCAGUGCUGGACACCCGGGUUGUCCCCGCUUUCGGUUAUCGUGGAGAAUAAUGAUGAUGAUGGCCUGUUCGCGGCUUCUUGGUGUACACGCCUCGGAGGGGGAUGGCUGGAGGGAAUUCUAUGCUUGCUUUCUGAGCCGCAGCGGGCUCCAUCUUCAAAAAUGUACUUGCUCUGGACUGUGGUCCACUUAGCCCCAGGCAGGGACGCCGUGCACCCACUCACAGCUCAUGCCAUCUCUGAAGCCUCGAGCUGA
Messenger RNA from Rangifer tarandus platyrhynchus (Svalbard reindeer), 450 nucleotides. The record is from the annotation of a GenBank genome assembly. Lineage: Eukaryota; Metazoa; Chordata; Mammalia; Artiodactyla; Cervidae.